CGCACACACUCCCUAUACAAUCUAGGAGAAGUUAGUCUGCAGCUGUAUUAAUACAGCCGCAAUUUUCUUUGGUGCUGUUCUGCUGUGGAAGAAGAUAUUCUCAUUACAAUGCCUAACUGGGGUGGAGGAAACAAAUGCAGUGCUUGCCAGAGAACCGUGUACCAUGCGGAAGAGGUAUGCUGUGAUGGAAAGAGCUUCCACAAGAGUUGCUUUCUUUGUAUGGUGUGCAGGAAGGGCCUUGAUAGCACAACUAUUGCCAUACACAAUGAGGAGAUCUACUGUAAAUCUUGUUAUGGCAAGAAAUAUGGACCCAAGGGUUAUGGCUAUGGACAAGGAGCAGGUACCCUCAACAUGGACCGGGGAGAGAGGCUUGGCAUCAAGCCUCAGGACAUGGAAGAUCAGAGGCCAACAAGCAGUGUAAACACUUCAAAGUUUGCUCAGAAGUUUGGUGGUGCAGAUAAGUGUCCUCGAUGUGGGAACUCUGUUUAUGCUGCUGAGAAGGUACUUGGAGCUGGCAAGCCUUGGCACAGAACUUGCUUCCGUUGUGCCAAAUGUGGAAAGAGCCUGGAGUCUACCACCCAGACAGAAAAGGAUGGAGAAAUCUAUUGUAAAAGUUGCUAUGCCAAGAAUUUUGGUCCCAAAGGGGUUGGAUAUGGACAAGGUGCUGGUGCUCUCAUUCAUGCAGAGUGAAGAUUCUUCUCGGAGGCCAGUUACUGGAGGCCAGACAUGGCCAUGCCUUGUAUUUGUACACAGUUACUGUGAACACCAUGUGGCAUUUUGCUUUAUGCUGCUAAGUGGUUUGCAGCUUUUUUUGCAUUUCCCUUUUGCUUUGGUCUAAUCAAACAGUUGGCUUUUAUCUUUUUGUACACACACUUGCACAUAAACAUUUUCAAAAGCAUUUGCUCCCUUCGUGUAAUCCUUUUUAUGUGAAUGUUUCUCGCUCUCCACUUAUUGCACAUUACAAGAAGAUCGCAGGGAGUUUACCGUGUGUGUGUGUGUGUGUGCCCAGUUGUGUAAGUUGUGCACUUGAUCCAGUGCUGCUAAAUGCCCAGCUUCCAUACUGCCACUUUAAGGGUAGGAGCUUCCAACAUCUAUCUUGAGAUUAGCACAGUUGUUUAGAAAUAUAAAAGUACUCGCUCUGUCUGCGUCUCAUCCGGGAGUUUCAGGGCAUCGCUGGGCUUGAUGGUAUAUUUGAUGUCUUAAUGUUUUAGUUGUGGAGAGUCAACAUUUCCUACCCUUCAACCCCUCCUCCUCAGUCUAGCGGACAUCAAGAUUGAAGACUUGUGGAGCUCUGCUACCUUUACCUCUCAUAUUCUUUUUAAAUGUAUUCAUUAGUUUAUAUUGUUUGUUACGCUCAAACUCCCACUUUGGAUCUCUUAAGUGCUCCGUUUUGUAUUUGCCACAUGUUUUGGAGCCAACGUCAUGUCCUCUUUUCUGUUUCUUGUUUUAUAGCCAUUUCUGUGUUCCCUUUUUUGUAUUUGUUGAAAUUUCAAUAGAAAUAUAAUUAUAUUAAUAAAAUACUGUAUAUAGUG
Messenger RNA from Polypterus senegalus (gray bichir), 1532 nucleotides. It is a transcript of the gene csrp2, whose product is annotated as cysteine and glycine-rich protein 2. Gene Ontology annotation, biological process: sarcomere organization; muscle tissue development. Gene Ontology annotation, cellular component: cytoplasm; nucleus; Z disc. The record is from RefSeq and is a predicted model, not a curated record. Bases 109 to 690 code for a protein of 193 amino acids. Lineage: Eukaryota; Metazoa; Chordata; Cladistia; Polypteriformes; Polypteridae. The transcript has 6 exons. Gene Ontology annotation, molecular function: actinin binding; structural constituent of muscle.